AUGCCAAGUGCUCUGCCUCUGAAGGUCAGUGACAGGUACCCACUCCAAGACCUUAUGUCAUAUCGAUCAACAUUAGGUAGCCACCAAUCUCAAGUCCUCCCCUCGGCCCCUUGGUCAGACUAUUGGUUGGUGUAUACAUUUAACACUCCAAUAACUGCCUUAGGGACUUAUUAAGAGGUAUGCAUUGAGAUGGCAGCCCGUUGGCAAGAGUGAGUACUGCAAAGACACAUCAAGAAACAUUACCUUUGACAGUUCUUUAGGCAGGGUGUUAAAGAGGGACACCCCUGCUGAUAUAUUUUAUGGCAUGUACCCAUCCAUGCAAUCCAUCCACUUCAGCACACCAAGCAAGCAUGUUAGUAGCCUAUUGGCCAAGAUCUGGUAUACAGAAAUUGACAGCCUGUGCGACAUCAAACUUUCUAGAGCUCAAAACAGUUGCCUGUUGAUCUCAACAGAAGAGUUUGUUGCCACUGGGCUCAUAGACUACCUCAGCUAUGACUCCCCAUCUGGGCAUGCUAUUUUGACCCUCCUGGAGCUCAAGACUAGACUAUCGAUCUCAACAGGAAAAAUUCUCCACCACAUGUAUGCAGUUUUGAACCUCCCUAGAGCUCAAAGCAUGACUGCUGAUCUCAACAGGGAAGGUUCUCCACUACAGCCAUGCAAUUUUGAAUCUCCUGGAGCUCAAGACGAGACUGUCGAUCUCAACAGCAAGUUCUCUACUACAAUACCCAUAGGAGACCUCAGUGUUUGCCUCUGA
Tuber aestivum (summer truffle) is the source of this 754-nucleotide messenger RNA. Lineage: Eukaryota; Fungi; Ascomycota; Pezizomycetes; Pezizales; Tuberaceae. The record is from the annotation of a GenBank genome assembly.